AUGGAAUGCGAUCAAUCGGGCAUGAUUGUGACCACCAGUCUGGCCACAUUUGUCGGCGGCUUCAUCUUCGGCAUCUGGACCACCCGCGGCUAUCUGAUCUCCCCCUCUCUUCGGGAGGAGCGCCGCCGUAACCUUCACGACCCCAUCGAGAGCGAGGAGAGCGACCGUGCCAUCCUCUCCCGGUGGGAGAAGCAGGGCCAGGCAAAGAUCGCCGUGCAGAUCAAGUCCGAGGACGAGCUGCUCGAGCUGCGGAGGCUGGCGCGUAACGCCGGGCUCACGGCCGAAUUCAUCCAGGACGCCGGCAGGACCCAGAUCGAGGCUGGGAGCAUGACGGUCCUGGGCAUCGGGCCGGCUCCCAAGAGUGCUGUCGACAAGAUUACCGGGCAUCUGAAACUUCUGCCCCAGAUCGUCCUGCCGCUCCUGCCUCAUUUUCUUGUUCUUGUCCUGCUGCUCCUUCCAGAUCUCGUCGACGCGGAGACGCUUUUCGUCGAUGAUGUUCUUCUUCCUCUGCUUCCUCAGGUACUUCUUGAGCGCUCCGUUCUUCCCGCGCGCCCUGUUGCGGAUGUCCUCCGCCACGUCCGGGGCGGCGGCGUCGAGGUCGCGCUCGGCCUUGCGCUGCCGGUCGGAGCGCAGGUCGAGGUUGCCGACGAAGUUGGGGUCGAGGGCGAUCAUGUCGGGCUGGAGCUUGUUGAGCAGGCCCUUGACCUCGGACUCCUGGCGCUGCUUGGCCGUCUCGAAGGGGUUGGACUCGAAGGCGUCAAAGUUGGCCUCGCCGGCGCCGGGGACGAUGAUGGAGGAGAAGCCCUGGUCGUGCCCGAUGCCCAGGACGUCCUCGUAGGGGCACCACCUGACGCGCUCCACGCGACGGCCCUCGCCGCCCCACGCCAUGGACUCUGCACCUUCUCCUGCACCGGCUUGUUCUUGUCGAACAGGCCCUUCCAGACGGUCGUCUGCGUGCCCCACCCGACCGCCGUCAGCCCCCGGUCCGAGAUGGCCACCGAGUGCGCCGGCUGCCGCGUGAAGUAG
Messenger RNA from Geosmithia morbida, 1026 nucleotides. Its product is annotated as peptidyl-tRNA hydrolase, PTH2 family. Gene Ontology annotation, molecular function: peptidyl-tRNA hydrolase activity. Gene Ontology annotation, cellular component: cytosol; mitochondrion. Lineage: Eukaryota; Fungi; Ascomycota; Sordariomycetes; Hypocreales; Bionectriaceae. The record is from RefSeq and is a predicted model, not a curated record.